GAUUUACUUGGUCCAACUAAAAAAGUACUAGAUUGUACAGUUGGACCAGCAAGCAACUAAUGUAUGUCUGCUUGCAUAAAUACGAUACACCAGAAUUGUAAAUUACUUGCUUCUGUUGUAUUAGGAAAGAAAAACAUGUGCUUUCAACGGGAGAUGAGAUUAAGACAGAAAACAUUCAAAAACUGACAUUUAGAACAAGAGUAUCGUGGGAAUAAUUAUAUAAUUUAUUUGUUUCACUAACAUGGUAAAUCUAAAAGUAGGCAUGAUUCAACAACUAACUACACUGACGUUGGUGACUAACAGUGUUGCAUUGGCAAUUAAUUUACUAGUCCCUCUGCACUGUGUCAAAAGCUUUUAUAUAGAUUGAGUGCUCGAAACCAGGAAUUCUCCAUGCAUUUACAAUUCCAAGUUAUCACCAGUUCUUCCAUUGAAUUUCUCAAUGAUUAAUAUUUACCUUGUAGUAGCAGUGGUAAUGGUAGUAAUUAUAGUAGCAGAAAAGUUUCGCAAAUCUUCUGCUUUGCUUUUUUUUUAACUCAUCAUCUCAAUUUGCAAAAAAUGAAGAGAGGGUUAUGGUUGAAAGACUAUACCAGGAAAACAUUGGAAAAGUUCCUUCUAGUUCUGAUGCAAAAAUUUCAUCAAAGGAUGAACCUCCGCCUGGUCUAAGUUGCCAACUUAUUCCGAAACACGUGGCAGUAAUCAUGGAUGGCAACCGAAGGUGGGCGAAAAAAAAGGGAAUGCCACCUAUGUAUGGUCACCGUGCUGGAAUCCAGGCUCUUAUAGAUCUUGUUCCAAUAUGUGGUAAUUGGGGUAUUAAGGUCUUGACAGUAUUUGCAUUCUCUUCAGAGAACUGGAUUCGACCUCAAAUGGAGGUUGACUUCUUAAUGAAUUUGUUUGAAAGAAUUUUACAGGAAGAGCUGGACAAUUUCAUGAGGAAUUCGGUUCGACUAUCUGUAAUAGGAGAUUCCAGAAAACUCCCAAACUCGUUACGAAGGUUGAUAAUGAAGACAACGGAAACCACCAAGAACAACUCAAGGUUUCAUCUGAUAAUGGCAGUUGACUAUAGUGGGAGGAAUGACAUUGUGCAAGCAUGUCAAAGCGUUUCUCACAAAGUAAAAGAUGGUUUAAUCAAACCAGAAAACAUCGACGAACCCUUGACCAAUCAAGAACUGCAAACCAAUUGUAUGGAGAUCCCGUACCCUGAUUUACUUAUUCGGACUAGUGGUGAACUUAGGAUGAGUAAUUUUUUAAUGUGGCAAUUAGCUUAUACCGAACUUUACUUUGAUGAAUCUCUUUGGCCUGAUUUUGGUGAGAAAGAAUUUGCAAUGGCAUUGCAUUCAUUUCAGAAAAGACAGACGAUUUGGAGGAGAUUCCAAAGGGGAUUUAGGAGACGAUGUCCAGAAUACUCUAGUUAGAGAUACCAGAGGGGAUUUGGGAGACGAUACCCAGAAUGUUCUAGCUAGUUGAUUACCCACAAAGGGAUCAAGUGAUAAACUACUCAUUUGAGCAAUUAAAUGUAUUAAGUUUUAGGUUCUUUCUGUUCUAUUUUGUACUGUGCUCUCAUUGAUUUGUUCUGUCGUGGAAAAUCUUCGGCUUCGACUGCGGGUCAAGAUUUUUCAGUUAUGGUUUGCUGGCAGUGAUAGACAUAACUUUUGCAACUAUUCCU
Messenger RNA from Papaver somniferum (opium poppy), 1663 nucleotides. RefSeq names its product dehydrodolichyl diphosphate synthase 2-like. The record is from RefSeq and is a predicted model, not a curated record. Gene Ontology annotation, biological process: plastid membrane organization; polyprenol biosynthetic process; response to cold. Gene Ontology annotation, cellular component: chloroplast stroma. NCBI's taxonomy places the organism in Eukaryota, Viridiplantae, Streptophyta, Magnoliopsida, Ranunculales, Papaveraceae. Bases 570 to 1412 code for a protein of 280 amino acids. The transcript has 3 exons.